UGUUUUUUCUGCCGGGGAUUUCCAGCACUCGGGAGGAAGUUCGAACAGGCAGGGGCUUUCCACACAGAUAUGUACUGGAUACACGGCAGCUCAGACAAUACAGUAUGGGGGAUUUUUUGUCUUUAUGCAAUCUUUCAAAUACCGACCAUAUACGCAUUUAGCAAUGGCACCGAUGAACCAGUCUGGUGGAAGUAUUCGUUUUAAAAUACAAUACUGAGAAUCCCUUUGAACUGAACGUUUUUUUGGAACGCUGUCUGUGGCUGUUUUUUCUCCAUCUAACAUAAAAGCAGUCCUCAACAUAGGGAGAUUGAACGUCGUAAACGGAUUGCUAUAUCAGAAUUGGCUGCUGCAGGCUGUACCUGACGAGGGAACCCUUCACUUGCUGUCUGCUGAAUAUCUCCAGCGUGUCUGAGGGGGAACCCCGCCAGCUUCAACCUUUAAAGUUCACACUUUACCAAUGCGCUUGCACUUGGCCUGACACCCCUACAGAUUACCUAACUGACUAGCAAGUCCCCAUGCAGUUGGGUUCUUACUCGGUUUGAUAGGUCAUGUCAGCUGGUAGGAAUGUGGACUUGCCUCUGGAACUGCAGACCCAGCUGCAGCGGUUCAACCCGGUCCGCCCCUCCCCUGCGUCGCGGCCGGGCUCCAUGCGCUCGGAGCUGAGCCCCUCCCCCUCCUCCUCCUUCAUGCCACUCCACAGGGGGUUCAAGGACCGCUUCGUCCAGCCGCUGGAGCCCAAGUACUGCUGUGAGUCGUGCCGCCUGGCCCUGUGCAACCCCCGGCAGACUGAGUGCGGGCACCGCUUCUGUGAGAGCUGCAUCCGGGACCUGCUCUGCCUCCAACCCCCAGUCUGUCCAGCUGACGGAGAGCCUCUCUAUGAGGACAAAGUUUUUACCGAUGUGUGCUGCAGGAGAGAGAUCAUGGGGCUCAAAGUGUACUGUCGGAAUGAAAAGAACGGCUGCAAAGACCAGAUGACACUCCAGCUUCUUCUAGAACAUUUACAAGACUGCCUGUAUUGCGAGAUCACAUGUCCACGGGCGGAAUGUAAAGACACAUUUCUACGAAAAGACGUGUCUGACCACUUAGCAAAAAAAUGCAAAUACAGAGACACAAUAUGCACUUACUGCAAGAGGACGGUGCUGCUAGCAGAUCAGAAGAAACAUGAAGAAUCGCUCUGUCCAGCCUUUCCUGUUACCUGCCCAAACAAAUGUAGCUACAGCUCUGUUUUACGAAGUCAGCUAACUAACCACCAGCAUGAAUGCCCUAACGCCCAAGCAAACUGUAUAUUCACUCGCUAUGGAUGCACCUUUAAGGGAUUAAACCAAGACAUGAAAGAGCAUGAGUCAAGCUUCAUGAGCGAGCAUCUCAAACUGAUGGUGGCAAGAAACUGCAGUCUAGAGACCAAGAUGGAGGAUGUGAAGACUGAACUGCAGGAAAGGUACAAAGUCCUUCCCAGUCUGAACACUCGAAUCAUUGAGCUGGAAAACCGAUACGAGGAAGUGCGGGACAAAUCAAAGCAAAUGGAACAGAAGAUCAGUAACGUACAGAAGCUGCUGGGAUCUCACUCUGAGAAGGUGAUGGAGAUGGAGAUGGAGCUGCGCUUGCUCAGGCAGGCGAAGGAUGAGGUGGAGACUCUGAAGAGCGCAGUGGAGUUGAUCCGCAGCCGCGUGGCUGUGCUGGAGGGGAGUGGGAGGGGAGGAGGAGGAGGAGGAGGAGGAGGAGGAGGUGGCGGUGGAGGAGCCGGGACCCACGCACUGGGCCCUCUGGAGACACAGCUGGCGAGGCACGACGACAUGCUGAGCGUUCACGAGAUCCGUCUGGCUGACAUGGACCUGCGCUUCCAGGUGCUGGAGACGGCGAGCUACAGCGGGACGCUGGUCUGGAAGAUCAGGGACUACAAGAGGAGGAAGCAGGAGGCGGUGAUGGGGAAGACCCUGUCGCUGUACAGCCAACCCUUCUACACCGGAUACUUCGGCUACAGGAUGUGCGCCCGGGUCUACCUCAACGGGGACGGGAUGGGUAAAGGCACCCACCUGUCCUUGUUCUUCGUGGUGAUGCGCGGGGAGUACGAUGCCUUGCUGCCCUGGCCAUUCAAACAGAAAGUCACCCUCAUGCUGAUGGACCAGGGGCCCGCCAGGAAACAUUUAGGGGAUGCCUUCAAGCCCGACCCCAACAGCAGCAGCUUUAAGCGGCCGGCAGGGGACAUGAACAUCGCUUCUGGCUGCCCGCUUUUUGUUGCCCAAACUGUGUUAGAAAACGGGACGUAUAUCAAAGACGACACCAUAUUUAUUAAAGUGGUGGUUGAUGCUUCAGACCUGCCAGAUCCAUGAUGUGUUGUGAAGCAGGAGAUGUGAAAGCUGCCGUGCAGGGAGGGUGUGCAGGCUUGUGGCCUCUGGGCAUCCUGGACGUCCCAGAGGAAUGGGGCAGGAAUCCGCAAUCAGGAUCGUUAGUGUGGGGCGCUAGAUUGCUGUGAAGGCUUUAGAUAUGGGACUUCUUGGUUGGGGGAAUACAGAAGAGCAAGCUGCUUGUCAUCCACAGCAAAGCUGAUGUUUUGAGAGAAGCUGCAAUCGUGUUGUUGAGGAGACUGUACCUCCUGUGCAGGACUCCCAGACACAGUGCUAGGGGAGCAGGGGAGCGAGCCAGCCCUCCGGGCCACACACAGUGCUGGGGGAGCAGGGGAGUGAGCCAGCCCUCCGGGUCACACACAGUGCUGGGGGAGCAGGGGAGCGAGCCAGCCCUCCGGGUCACACACAGUGCUGGGGGAGCAGGGGAGUGAGCCAGCCCUCCGGGUCACACACAGUGCUGGGGGAGCAGGGGAGUGAGCCAGCCCUCCGGGUCACACACAGUGCUGGGGGAGCAGGGGAGCGAGCCAGCCCUCCGGGUCACACACAGUGCUGGGGGAGCAGGGGAGCGAGCCAGCCCUCCGGGUCACACACAGUGCUGGGGGAGCAGGGGAGUGAGCCAGCCCUCCGGGUCACUCACAGUGAGUUGAAGGGAAGGUGCUCACCACAAUGCAUCUACAGGUACAGCUGCAGUAGUUUUGCUCUUCUAAGACUGUGAUGCUAGAUAACACUGAAACACGCAGCGCACGUGCCAUUUUAACUGUUCAAGGGCAGGCCUUUGAACUGGUUUGUAUUGCUGUAUAUCUUCAUUAAGAAUCCGACUUCUUUUUUUUUUUUUUUUAUAUGAAAGUCAAAACCUUCAGCUCCAGGUAGUUUAAGCUCCAGUCUGACAGGGUUGUAAGCAGGCUGGGUUUUUGUUAUUAUGGGGCUUAUUAUUAUUAUUAUAUUUUUUUUUUUUACUGUAAAACAUCAUUAUUUUAAUUGUAUUUGCAAAUUAUAAGUUAUUGUUUAAGACUGAAAUCUGGGGGGUUUCUGGUCCCCAGAAAUUGAACCCCUGGCCUAGCGAUGCCAAAGACCAAGCCCUUCCUUAUUUUCUUAUUGGUCCUUAAAGAGUACGUCUGGGGUUCCGAAGAAAUCCAGCGUUCUGCGUCCCCAUGUGUUGCUACAACUGUUUAAAUCACCUGGCUGAGGGCUGCUGUUUGUUGUGAGAGUUUGAAGGUGAAACCCUUCAUGAACCCUAAUUUCUACAGUGGACUUUUGUGAAUGGGUUUGACAGAGUAUCGAUAGUAUUGCAGCAAUAGGGGCAGCAUUUCCAGAGUUCAGUGAAGACCUUCUUGAGAAAUUCAAGCAGGAGUUGAAGUGUUUCAUUGUGAUUUGUGUGACAGUUUUGAUCACUGUAUUUAUCAACACUAUGGAUGCCAUGCAUCAUUUACUUUCUUUUUUGCAUUUUGCAAGGAUUGAAAUAAAAUCAUUUUUCCAAAUUGA
Messenger RNA from Polyodon spathula (Mississippi paddlefish), 3827 nucleotides. RefSeq names its product TNF receptor-associated factor 3-like. Gene Ontology annotation, biological process: Toll signaling pathway; regulation of apoptotic process; tumor necrosis factor-mediated signaling pathway. The transcript has 12 exons. The record is from RefSeq and is a predicted model, not a curated record. Bases 549 to 2330 code for a protein of 593 amino acids. Gene Ontology annotation, cellular component: plasma membrane signaling receptor complex. Gene Ontology annotation, molecular function: tumor necrosis factor receptor binding; zinc ion binding. NCBI's taxonomy places the organism in Eukaryota, Metazoa, Chordata, Actinopteri, Acipenseriformes, Polyodontidae.